Mycena indigotica is the source of this 1893-nucleotide messenger RNA. Its product is annotated as Choline dehydrogenase. The record is from RefSeq and is a predicted model, not a curated record. The coding region runs from base 1 to 1893 and encodes 630 amino acids. Gene Ontology annotation, molecular function: flavin adenine dinucleotide binding; oxidoreductase activity, acting on CH-OH group of donors. The transcript has 8 exons. NCBI's taxonomy places the organism in Eukaryota, Fungi, Basidiomycota, Agaricomycetes, Agaricales, Mycenaceae.
AUGCGCUCCCGUGCAUUCCUGUCGCUACUCUCCAGCGCUCUUCUCUACGGCGCUUUGGCUGCUUUAGUCUCCCUUGAUGCAGACGCGACCGUUUCAGCUGAUGCAGACGCGCUGCUUGGGCUUGAUGCAUGUCCCGAUCCGGCCAAGGCGAAUUACGAUUUUAUAGUGGUUGGCGCCGGGGUUGGGGGCGGUCCUGUUGCUUCGAGGCUGGUCAAGGCCGGCUUCUCGGUACUGCUUGUUGACGCGGGGCACGAUGUUACGACCGUCAACUCUACCAUCCCAUUCUACUUCGGCCGUGCCAUAGAGGACCCCGCCUCCGAAUUGAAUUACAGCCACUCGCAAUACUCUCUUGGCGCCAAGUUCCCCCGCGAUGGCGAAUGGUACCCCCGCGCGCGCGCCUUGGGUGGCUCGACCAUCCACAAUGCUAUGAUCAACCACAUUGGGUUGACGCGCAAGGACUUCGACGCCAUCGCUGGCAUGUUCAACGAUUCGACUUGGAGUUACGAUCACAUGCGCUCAUACUUCACGAAGCUCGAGCGCAAUUUGUACGCUGAAGCGGGCGAUGCGAAUCACGGAUUUGAUGGAUGGCUUACAACCAGCUUGAACCCCACACAGAUAAUUGUGUUGCCACAAUUCGCCGACAAUCAAUUACUCGACGUCGUAGGUACCAUGGGCAGCUUCCCUCCCGGGGUAAUCUCCGACAUCAAUGCUGCGGAGACGGAGGCUGCCUUUGGCGCAGGCGUUCCCUCCUACACCAUCUCAGAAGUCCACAACCGGUCGUAUGUUCACGACUUCAUCCGCGACACCCACGCCGCGGCGCCGAAAAAGUUGACGCUCGCCACGGACACGCUCGUCACCAAGAUCCAGUUGUGCAAGAGCAAGAAGACCGGAAAGCCCCAGGCCUAUGGUGUCCAACUAGUUCCCAAUGCGGCCCUGCCCGUCGCAAGCAAUUUUAACGGCAAGAAGAUCCUAGUACCCAAACUUGUCACCGCAAAAUACGAGGUCAUCAUCAGCGCCGGCGUGUUUCAAACCCCGCAACUCUUGAUGCUCUCCGGAAUCGGCGACAAAAAGCAACUCACCGCCAACGGCAUCCAACCCAUCGUGAACCUUCCCGGAGUCGGCGCCAACUUGCAGGAUCAUGACGAAUUGUCCGUCAUCUGGACGCUCAAGCAGAAUCAUACUCUCUAUAAUGGUUGCACGGUCCUUUACGACGGCAAGGAUGACCCAUGCUUAGCCGAAUGGAGUGCAACAGGCGGGCAAAAUCUUUACUCGCUCGGGGCUGCCCUUUGGAUGCUCCAGACGAACAGCACCCCGGGGUUAACGGAGCCAGAUAUCAUGGUCUAUUGGUUCCCUGCAUAUUUUGCGGGCUUUUAUCACGGGUUUCCCGAACAGAUUGCAAACGUCCACAACGCACUGACGGCCAUCACCCUGAAAGCGCACCCAUCGUCGCGCGGCACCGUCCAACUGACUGGCCCACAUCCACAGGACAAGCUCGUCAUCAACAAGCACCGCUUCGAGGGCCCAGGAGGUCCAGCAGACAUCGCAUCCCUGCGUGAAGGCGUCAAGAUCGCACGCUCCGUCGUAGCGCAAACCGGUAUCAUAGAUCAUGUCGACGCCGAGGUAUAUCCCGGACCGCAAGCGGCCAGCGAUGCGCAGAUCGAGGACCAUGUAUUGCAGAGGGUGUUUGGACACCACGCGUGUUGCACGGCAAAAAUUGGCGCCGAUGGUGAUCCAACUGCCGUCCUUGACAACAACUUCCAAGUCCGCGGGGUCGGCAACCUGCGUGUGGUCGACAUCAGCUCAUGGGCAAAUGUUCCUGGAUGGUUUGUCACAACGCCAACGUACAUGAUAUCGGAAAAGGCCGCUGAUAUCCUGAUUGCACAAUACUCUUAG